AUGCUACCAGCAAUUAAUAAUAUUAAAUUAAUUAUUCUAAUGUAUAUUCGAGGUUGGGCUGUGAUGACUUGUAAUGUGCCAGCUCGGCAAAUAUUUCGUGCUUCCAGGUCAAGUAAUUUUUAUUUAAUGCUAUUAUUACUUAUGUUAUUUCUUUGUACACUUCCGGUUGGUUAUGUAAUCGCUUCAAAAAAACCAUCUAAAAUUUGCGGUCCAUUUGGAAGUCAAGAACGUUUCUAUAGUGUAAUUGUUCAAUUGCUUGAUCGUAAUUUAACAAAAGGUCUUGUUGAUGCGAUCAGAUAUAUGAUAUCACCGGGUAUUGUUAUUCCAGUUUUAUUACUUCUUCUUUUAACAAUAUAUUUCCUUUUUGCUCUGGUACGUGGUUUACGUGAAGCAAAUACGGAUCUCACCAAGCAAUUAUUACAUACUAAAAAUUUUUUAGGAAAGAACAGAAGAAAAAAACGAAUUUUCGAAUUGGCUGGUGGUGGAAAGAAACGUCAAAUUUCUAAUAAUCAAGAAAUUCAACAUUCUUCUUUAAUUGCCAGUGAUAGUAAUAAUACAACAAAUAAAACUAAUAAUAUUUUGGAGGAUGAAAUUUUAUCAGAUAAAUCGCAUAAAAGAAGUAAUAAGGAUUUACACAGUUAUGUUCCCUCAUUAAAAAGUGUUAGCGAAGCGGAACAUUCGGAAUCAGAAGAGGAAGAACCGGAACAGAAACUGAAAAAACAUCAAAAAGACGAUGAAAAAACCGAAAUGAUUGAAGUGAAACGUGGUUGGAAGCAAAAAAUUAUAACUUGGCUUGGUUUAAAUAAAAAUUCCAAUAGAGCAAGAAAAAAUCGUCUACGAUAUAAUCAAAAUGAUAUUGAAUCCGGAAAUGAAUCAUUCAUAUGUGCCAGAAAAUCAGCAACAUCGGAUGACCAACGUUCGAUGACAUCCAUUACCGAAUCAUGUUUACAUAGCUGUCCUUCAUCAGAAAAAUUAAUUGGAGAAGAUGAUAAUGAAAUAAAAAGUAAUCGAAACGGUUUUUUCACUACUAAAAAUAAUGGAAAGCAAAUUAAAAAGCAAAUGGUAUUAGAAGAUUUAUCAGUACCACAGUAUCACGAAACUUUAAUGGAACAGACUGUCUCAUUAAUUAAACCUGCAAAUGAUAAUGACAGUCAUCAAAUCCAAGAUCAACAAAAUCAAAAUCAUAAAUCAUUUGCAAACGAUGAUUCAUUCCAUCAAUCAUCAAAAGAAGUUGAAAAUCGAGAAUAUGAUGAUACGUCAAAUGUAUCAGAUCCACGCUUCUCGUACGCCGAUCCAUACAGUAGUUAUGCAAAUGCAAUGAUGUCACCAUUAAUGGAAAUGCAAACAUUAUCACCGACAAUAUAUUCUGAAAGUGAAAUAGAAGCAGAAGAUGAAUUUAAUGAUAUUACUGGUACUCUAAAAUUGGAAGAACAUAAUAGGAACGACGAAGAAAAUAGAUAUGGCAAAUUAAAAUCAGAUGUAAGACAAAAAGUAGGACAAGAUGAAAUUGCCCAAGAAUUGAAGCCAAAUGAUACAAGUAUUGUUGUGCAUCCGGAAAUACAUAUUUCGGCAGCGACAUCCGAUACUAAUACGGAAUGUAAAAAGAAAUUAAAUGAUGGAAAUCGAAAUUUGCCAAUGAGUAAAAUCAAUCCGCAAAUUAAAUUGGGUAAAGUGGAAGCACGAGUUUUUCUUCAUGAAGCAAAACCGAAAUGGCAUAAUUCGGAAGUGCUAGAAAGACCUCAGUUAUCAAGUGAUUCAGAAUCUCGAAUGGUUGUUGUUGAUGAUGAUCCAAGAUUGUACUAUACUGAUUCAGAAUGUGUCACAUCACAUGGAAAGCAUUUCCAAAGGCACAAAAAACCAAUCCAUUAUGCAAUACCAUAUUAUGCACGAGCAUCAAAUACUCAGGAAGCUGUUCAAACUGAUACCUUAUUGCAGCAAUUUUUGAUGCGAGUAAAUAUUAGUGAAGAUCGUUCCGGUAUACUGCCGAAUCGUCCACCACUAUCCCAUCAAUCUUUGCCAUUAUCAUCGUUAUCAACAUCAAAACAACAUCCGACACAUGCGACACAAUCUACAAUGAAUGAAGUUCAACAUACCAUAAAUCGACGACAGUUGUCACCUAGUGAAACAACUCGAAUUCAUUGUAAACAUACUCUUGUAUAG
Brugia pahangi is the source of this 2160-nucleotide messenger RNA. The record is from the annotation of a GenBank genome assembly. Lineage: Eukaryota; Metazoa; Nematoda; Chromadorea; Rhabditida; Onchocercidae.